AUGUCAUCCAAGUCCUUCUACGCUCUCAUCGCUGGCGUUGGCCCUGGCACUGGUCGUUCCGUCGCCCUGCGGUUCGCUCAGAAAUACCCAGUCGUAUUGCUUGCUCGCCGACCUGAGAGUUAUGAGAGUACUCUUGCGGAUGUUCAGAAAGCGGGCGGUAAGGCAAUCGGAGUCUCCGCUGAUGUAGGCGACGCUGCGUCUUUGAAGAAGGCUUUCGAGACAAUCAACAAGGAAUUACCAGAUAGUCAACUCGCAGCCGCCAUCUACAACGUUGGAAGCGGCGGCUUUGCUAAGAAGCCGUUCUUGGAGCUCACAGAGAAUGACCUGAAUGCCAGCAUUGAUGGAUCCAUCCGAGCAUUCUUCAAUUUUGCGCAAGCAAGUAUCCCUCAUCUUCUUGAAGCAGUACCGAAUUCUCACUACCCUCCUACUCUAAUCCUCACGGGUGCCACAGCUUCCAUUAAGGGGUCCGCGCAGUUCAGCACCUUUGCAGCUGGGAAAUGGGGCCAACGCGCGAUGCAUCAGUCUCUUGCACGUGAAUUCGGUCCAAAGGGUGUCCAUAUAGCUCAUGCUGUGAUUGACGGAGUGAUAAAUAUCCCUCGCACAAAAGACUGGGCUGCUAAUGACGGUGUCGAGGAUGGAAAGAUUAGUCCUGAUGCGAUUGCUGAGGCUUAUUGGAAUCUUCAUACCCAACAUCGCUCUGCAUUUACACAGGAGAUCGAUAUCCGACCAUACGUUGAGAAGUGGUAG
Molecule: messenger RNA, 747 nt
Organism: Fusarium musae
Lineage: Eukaryota; Fungi; Ascomycota; Sordariomycetes; Hypocreales; Nectriaceae
Exons: 4
Coding region: 1-747 (248 amino acids)
Source: RefSeq, a predicted model, not a curated record